ACCACAUUCUCAAAAGUCCGCCCCAAGCUACGUAAAGUCUUGCGACGUACGUGCAAUCCCAUACUAAUGCUUGGUUUCAAUUAAACCCCUCUUGCGUAGUCGAUUUAAAUGCCGCUUCCACACCAGAUGGACACCUGUGUAUGGACGAUAUUAAGGCCCAUAUUCGUUAUCGCCAGAUUGAAACGGACUUGAAAUAAAGCUUAGAAAGGCUGCAAGUCGUUGUCGCGCUUUAAUUCGGGUAUCGAGUAGAAAGAAAUAUAUUAGAAAUCGUUUCCGCCACAUAACGAAACGAAAGAUCAUGCCACGAAUCCCAGAUCUACCCGCCGCUGAACGGCGAAAAGGCGAGUCCGCUCUCAGCGACUUUGCCGACUACGUCCAGAAGCAGCAGGCCAAUCGGCGUCCAUUCAUUUCGAAUAGCAAACAAGCUGCGGUCAUCGAAGAGCACGAUGAACUGGACAUACUUGACACGCUCGGGCUGGCCGAAGAGUCUCGCGCAAUUCGUCUAAACCACGUUCUUCUCGAUACAAACGUGGAGACAAAGAACGCGAGUGUAAACAAGCUCAAAGAUUACAUCAAGAGUCGCUUGGCUGAUGAGCAUGGUGAGUUUUUGUUCGAUCUGGGGCUUGAGGACAAUGGCGAUAGCAUGGGGUUUGAUCUCCAACAGUGGAGCCUUGCUCUUGACAGGGUUGGCAAGGUGUGUGGCGACUUGGGUGCAGAUAUCAAAGUACUUAUGACAAGAAAUGUGGGCACUAAAGGCAAAGACGAAGUUGAGGUUGGGCCGAAAGAUGAAAAGGACACCGCAUGCUCCGGCAAGUUGAUUGUACGCUCACGACCACAAACUGUAAACGAUGUGAUCGAGACGCGCAUCGCAGUGGUUGGAAAUGUUGAUGCUGGCAAGUCUACCAUGCUUGGUGUGCUCGUCAAGGGCGAUCUCGAUGAUGGUCGCGGCAAGGCGCGAGUCAAUCUGUUCAGACACAAACAUGAAAUUGAAAGUGGACGAACUAGUUCUGUUGGCAUGGAGAUUAUGGGCUUCGACUCCAAGGGGGACGUCAUUACAUCAAAUGUCCAUGGUCGAAAGCUGACUUGGGAGGAGAUCGGUCAACGUUCCGCCAAAGUAAUCUCCUUCACUGACUUGGCUGGCCACGAGCGAUAUCUUCGUACAACUGUUUUCGGCUUGCUUAGCUCUGAGCCAAAUUAUGCUUUGCUCAUGGUCGCUGCCAACAAUGGUCUCGUAGGCAUGUCUAAGGAACAUCUUGGAAUUGCGCUCGCCUUGAAUGUGCCCGUCAUGGUCGUCAUCACGAAAAUCGACAUCUGUCCACCUAACAUCCUUGAGCAGACCGUCACACAGCUGACAAAGAUUUUAAAGUCGCCUGGUGCUAAGAAGAUUCCUGUUUUUAUCAAGAACCGCCAGGACUGCGUGAACACAGCAAGUCAGUUCGUGUCGAGCCGAAUUUGCCCUGUCUUUCAGGUGUCCAAUGUGACAGGCGAAUGUCUUGAUCUGGUCCGUACGUUUCUAAAUAUCCUUCCUCAUCACGGAAACUACAACACAGAUGCUCCGUUCGAAUUCCAUGUCAACGACACCUUCUCCGUGCCCUUCGUUGGCACGGUCGUCUCGGGCAUCGUAAAGUCUGGUGUCAUUCACGAAGGUGAUACCGUUUUGAUUGGACCCGAUUCACUUGGCCAGUUCCUCACAACAAAAAUACGUUCGAUUGAGCGCAAGCGCAUUCGAGUGCCAGCGUCGGCCGCUGGUCAAUCCGCUUCCUUCGCCCUUCGUGGAGUUAAAAGAAAAGACGUCCGCAAAGGCAUGGUCGUUGUCCACAAGCCGGACGAGGGCAAAGCGGGUAACGAAGGUGGCAACAAAACCACGGUGCAGCCAAAAGUGCACAGAGAAUUCGUGGCCGAAGUACUCAUUCUAUCCCAUGCGACGACGAUAAAAACUAAGUACCAGGCCAUGCUUCAUGUGGGACCGGUAUCCCAAACGUGCAGCAUCAUUGACAUUGAUCGCGCGUACAUACGAACCGGUGACAGAGCUACGGUUGCUUUCAGGUUUGUCCAGCGACCCGAGUUCCUCGCCGUAGGAGAUCGUAUCCUUUUCCGAGAAGGGCGGACCAAAGGACUGGGGAUUGUCAAGUCAUUAGGAUACGAUCCCGCCAAGCCGUUGAAUCCAGAAGUAGCCAAGAUGAGAGAGAAUGAGCGGAAUGGUGCGUUCGGCAAGGAGAAGUCAUAGGCGACGCCUUUUUUUUU
Messenger RNA from Verruconis gallopava, 2244 nucleotides. RefSeq lists its product as uncharacterized. The record is from RefSeq and is a predicted model, not a curated record. Gene Ontology annotation, biological process: translational elongation. Lineage: Eukaryota; Fungi; Ascomycota; Dothideomycetes; Venturiales; Sympoventuriaceae. Bases 299 to 2227 code for a protein of 642 amino acids. The transcript has 3 exons. Gene Ontology annotation, molecular function: GTPase activity; translation elongation factor activity; GTP binding.